UUUAUAUUUAAAUUUCAAAUAAAUUUUCGUUUUGUGCAAUUUACAAAAUGAGAACGUUGGAGUGUGGUAUUGUUUUGUGCAAGUGCAACAAAGUGUGUGUUUUGUGUGGGUACAUUUUUUGAGUCACCAUCUGUCGAAAAGGUGGAGGGCGCCGCGAGAGCGAGGCGGGGGGAAGUGCGGGCGGCGCGGGUGCAGGCGCCCCCCACGCGCCGCCCGCGCCCUCUCACCCGUUGCGAGCCCUCGGCGACAUGCCACCUGUACUCAGGUCAAACCCUUUGUACGCAGAGGAAGAAGAACAAGAGGUAGUGAUCAUCGUAGAUGAGGAAGUCCCCGAGGUGGAAGUACCGGAUGAGCCACGUGUCCCACGCAGGGCGCCAUCUACUUCUUCGGGCUACGGCAGCGCCGGCGGCAGCCACGGUCGUGUCUCACCAAACUUACCAAAGAACGAGCAGUAUGAACCGGAGCCUGAGCGGCGACUCUCCUCAGAGAAGAACGACGGGUCUCUUAGGUCUACUACGGACUCGGAUGGGAGUCCGUCGUGCACUCUAUCACGUAGUCUGAAAGAGGACAUCCGAGCAUGUCUUGGAGGAUGCAGGGAAUACCCAGUGAAACGAACCGAUCUCAUGCACGGCAUACCGAUACGGUGGGAGAGGGAUAUAGGGGACGUGGUGGAAGCGGCGGUGAGAGGUGCGGGCGGCAUCAGUGCGGCCCGAGCGCGACUCCAUGCGGCCUUACUGGCUCUUCAUGAGCCCCCACCGAAUAGAGGUCCCAGUCUACCCUACUGCGGACCAGGAGUUCGACCUGGUGACGUCACUAUGAUGCCGAAGACUGAGAUGUCCUUACUGGCAGCCAGUGCUCUUUUCACUCUCGACGGAAGCCGUGGAGAAGAACUCACUAGGAGACUAGCACGAGGUGAACGGAGGAGAAGAAGAUGUCGAGCGGUUCUCGCCCUCUUAGCCCUUCUGCUGUUGCUCGCUGCCAUUUGUGCGGUAGAACUGCUCAUGUCGAGGGGUCAGCGUGUUUUUGGGGCAGUGCUGCGCUGAUUUGUUCUCAAUGUUUUGUUUCAGAAACAUUUCUCGAAGAAUUGGAUCAACUUUGAAAACAACUGUAAGCAAGCAUUCUGAUCUCACUGGAUUAUUCCUUAGAUUUUUUCCACUAUAACAAUUUAUUUGGUUCUACGAGGAUAUUAUUUGACAUUCAUGCAAAUUCCUUGCUCGUUACAUUAAAUUGACAUCUUUAAAAGUAGUACUUUUGAAAAGAGAACGUUGGGUUGAUAAACUUCUGUGAGCGAACUCUAUUAGGAAACUGAAUUAGCUGAACGAGGAGCAGGUUAAUCUAAUGAUCUAAAGGUAAGUACUACAUUUAGAUCUGUCAGAUUAGUUUAGAGAUUCGAUUGAAAUUUAAUUUGUAUCAAUCGGACCAUA
Messenger RNA from Pararge aegeria (speckled wood butterfly), 1424 nucleotides. RefSeq lists its product as uncharacterized. NCBI's taxonomy places the organism in Eukaryota, Metazoa, Arthropoda, Insecta, Lepidoptera, Nymphalidae. The record is from RefSeq and is a predicted model, not a curated record. The coding region runs from base 249 to 1043 and encodes 264 amino acids. The transcript has 7 exons.